AUGUCGAAUUGCUGCUCAACUAGCUUUUCUUGCGACCCUUGCGCUGGAUUUGGCGGUGCCCGAAAAGAAUACGAGCUCCAGCUCCAGUCCCAUCAUCUGUUCCAACGGGUUGUCAAAUGUGCUGCUCUAGUAGAGGUAGAGAGUUCAAGUAUUGCUCCAACAAUCCUUUCGACAAGUGUGAAGCUUGCAAAUUUCACGUUUGCGAUCCUCCUCUCUAUUGUCUUCAUUGCCUGUCCAGAAUUACUUGUUCACCAUUGCAAAAUCGUCCCAGCAAACCUCACACCCAUUGUCGUUCUCAAAAUUCUCACUAUGCGUCUCACAAUCCUUCUCUCAACCAUCUUUAUCGGCCUAGCAGUGGCUGCCGGAACUCCUACCAAACCUGAAAAACCAAACUAA
Messenger RNA from Pyrenophora tritici-repentis Pt-1C-BFP, 396 nucleotides. The record is from RefSeq and is a predicted model, not a curated record. Lineage: Eukaryota; Fungi; Ascomycota; Dothideomycetes; Pleosporales; Pleosporaceae.